This is a messenger RNA of Argentina anserina (silverweed cinquefoil), 743 nucleotides long. RefSeq lists its product as uncharacterized. Lineage: Eukaryota; Viridiplantae; Streptophyta; Magnoliopsida; Rosales; Rosaceae. The annotation marks the transcript as partial. The record is from RefSeq and is a predicted model, not a curated record. The transcript is spliced from 5 exons.
AAAAACCUAGAGAGUCUUUUCACUCGCGUUCUCCAUUUUUUGUUCCUCUCACUUGGCUUUAGCUUUGGAGCCCCAGGAGUUCACCUCAUCUACAUCUUUGCGUUGUAGUCUCCUUCUCAAAUGUUCUUCAACUUUCGGUGAAAGCAAAUAUGUCGUUCAUGAAAGGAGAUUUACUUACGAAAACCCGAAAGCUGGUCAAGGGGUUGGCCAAGGCCGAGCCUGUUUGGUACAAGGCCAUGGAACAAGCACCACCUCCAACAUUUCCUCGUGCGGAUGCAAUUCAGAGGAUCACUCUCCCAGAGGAUGUUUACGUAAAAAAGUUUUUCCAGAAGCAUCCAGAUUCCAUAUGUGAAAAUGCAAUCAAGUUUUCUGAUUUUGAUCAUCCUCCGGCCCGUAUAUUUGGUCUGCGGGUACUUGAGUUGAAGGAGCUGGGCGUUUCAGAAGAGCAAGCAAUGGUGGUAGCUGAUACGGAAUACCGAGCACAGAGAAAGGCAAAGAAGAAGGCAUAUGCCGAGUUGAAGCAAAUUGCACGUCAACAAGGAAAGAAGCUGCCUCCCAACCCAUAUCCCAGUGCUAUAAAGGAGAUACAAGCUCUGGAGAGGAAGCAUGUCUAUGAUCGUUUUUACAAUCCGAGGAUUUGCCAGAUUUUAAGGAAACUGCAAGAUGAAAAAGCAAUUGAGGAUCAGGACAGAAUGAGAACAGGUUGGGCUGGUGGCGGGGGCGGGGGUGGUAGUGGUGGGGGU